CUCAUCCAACAACCCCACGACCCCCUCCCAAAUCCUAAACCGCCCGACCUCCUCACCCAAGGAACCUCGUCAUUCCAAUGGGUAAUCACACCUGCUGCCUAUCCCUCGAACACCACCGCCCUCAGUCAAGCAUCUCCACUCCACACGGCACUAAUCAUACCCUCGUCCAUGCCACUCCAUACUUCGUCCAGAACCAGCAAGGGAGGCCGAGAUACUAGUGCACGGAUGAGGAGUACAAUACGCUGUUCGCCUGGCCAGAGGGAUUCGAACCGACGUGCCGCGAAUUCUUUUUCCAGCUCCGGCGUUCCUGGCGUGGACCAGGCUCGUGGGCCAAGGGAGAAGAGGACCUCCCAGCACCGAGCGAUUUGCCAUUUCUCCACUUCCCUCCUCCUCUCCUACCUCUCCACCCCAGUCGGUUCGCUCCCCAUCUCAACCUCAAAUCCGAGCUCAUCCUCCCACACACGUAUCUCACCCACCCUCUCACUCCCUCGAAGCGGAACAAAACCCCCCUCCAAAGCCUGUAACGACCGCCUCCCAAACCGUCGUGCCUGGACGACGACGCGAGGAAGCGUCGAAUAG
Laccaria bicolor S238N-H82 is the source of this 579-nucleotide messenger RNA. RefSeq lists its product as uncharacterized. The transcript has a single exon. The annotation marks the transcript as partial. Lineage: Eukaryota; Fungi; Basidiomycota; Agaricomycetes; Agaricales; Hydnangiaceae. The record is from RefSeq and is a predicted model, not a curated record.